AUGGCAGAAGAAAUCGACCUCUACGAAGUGCUCGGCAUCACAUCCACCUCGACCAAAGCCGAAGUCAAGAAAGCCUACCACCGCGCCGCCCUCACCUCUCACCCCGACAAAGUUCCCGAAGACCAACGCGAAGAAGCCGACAUCAAAUUCAAAGCCGUCUCCCAAGCCUACGAAAUCCUCAUCGACGAUGAAAAGCGCGCCAUGUACGACCAACACGGCAUGGCCGCCUUCGAGAAAGGCCAGAACGGCUUUCCCGGAGGAGGCCCUGACCUUGACGACAUCCUUGCGCAAAUGUUUGGCCAAGGAGGAAUGGGCGGGAUGGGAAGAGAUUCUUUUGGGAUGGGAGGCAUGGGUGGAGGCGCAGGGCCGAGGAGGAGGAGAGGGAAGGGAAAGAGUGAAAUGCAGCAGUAUGAGGUGACGCUGGAGGAGCUGUACAAGGGCAAGACGACCAAGUUUGCGUCGACGAAGAAUGUGAUUUGUUCGCAUUGCAGUGGGAGUGGAGGGAAGAGUGAGAAGGUCAAGCCAAAGACGUGUGAUACGUGCAAGGGGCGGGGAAGCAUUACAAAACUGCAGCCAGUAGGUCCAGGCAUGGUGACGCAGGCGACGGUGCCGUGUACCACGUGUAGUGGGAAGGGCAGCUGGUACCAGGACAAGGAUAAGUGCAAGAAAUGCAAAGGCGAGAGGACGAUCAAGCAGAAGAAGAUCCUCGAGCUUUACGUCCCAAGAGGCAGCCGGGAGGGAGAGCACAUUGUGUUGGCAGGCGAGGCAGAUCAGGAUCCGGACGACUCAGAGCCUGGAGACAUCAUCUUCGAGCUGGUGGAGGAGCAGCACAAGGUCUUCAACCGCGCGGGCGCAGACCUCCACGCAGAGCUCGAUAUCAGUCUAUCAGAGGCCUUGACUGGCUUCAACAGAGUCGUCCUCAAACACCUCGAUGGCCGCGGCAUACAACUCCACGUCGAACAACCAGAAGGCAAAGUCCUACGACCCGACGAAGUCCUAAUCGUGCACGGGGAGGGAAUGCCACUCAAGCGAUCCGAUACACGAGGAGACCUUUACCUCUCCGUCAAGAUCAACUUCCCCGAAGAUGGAUGGCUGAAGGACCAGAAGGCUGUCGAUGCUGUCAAGGCGGUACUACCAAAGGCCGAGGGCAUCAAGUUCGGACCUGGAGAGACUCCCGAGAUGGUCGACGAAGUUCAGUUCGAGGUUAUUGACAGUCUGGAGGGCUUCGGCGCUGGCUCGGACGAUCCUCGAGCGGCGGGUGCAGAGUGGGAAGAUGAGGAUGAUGGUGCGGGUGGAGCGCAGUGUGCGCAGCAGUAA
Messenger RNA from Fulvia fulva, 1317 nucleotides. RefSeq names its product DnaJ xdj1. The record is from RefSeq and is a predicted model, not a curated record. The transcript has a single exon. Lineage: Eukaryota; Fungi; Ascomycota; Dothideomycetes; Mycosphaerellales; Mycosphaerellaceae. Gene Ontology annotation, cellular component: cytoplasm. Bases 1 to 1317 code for a protein of 438 amino acids. Gene Ontology annotation, molecular function: Hsp70 protein binding. Gene Ontology annotation, biological process: protein refolding.